AUGAACCGCACGGCCCUGGACGACGUGAUCCGGCGUCUCCUUGAGGCACGGCGGCCGCGUCAAGGGAAGCAAGCGCAGCAGGUGCAGCUCACGGAGGGGGAGAUCCGGCAGCUCUGCGCCGCCUCCAAGGACGUCUUCAUGCGCCAGCCCAACCUCCUGGAGCUCGAUGCCCCCAUCAAGAUCGCCGGUGACAUCCAUGGGCAGUACCCCGACCUGCUCCGCCUCUUCGACCUCUGCGGCUACCCGCCGCGGCACAGCUACCUGUUCAUGGGCGACUACGUGGAUCGCGGCAAGCAGAGCAUCGAGACAAUCUGCCUCCUGCUCGCCUACAAGAUCCGGUACCCGGAGCACUUGUUCCUCCUCCGGGGCAACCACGAGUGCGCCUCCAUCAACCGCGUCUACGGCUUCUACGACGAGUGCAAGCGCCGCUACUCCGUCCGCCUCUGGCGCAACUUCUCCGACUGCUUCACCUGCCUCCCCGCCGCCGCCGUCGUCGACGCGCGCAUCCUCUGCAUGCACGGCGGCCUCUCCCCGGACCUCCGCCACCUCCAGGACAUCGCCCGCCUGCCCAGGCCCGUGGACGUGCCCGACUCCGGCCUCCUGUGCGACCUGCUCUGGUCCGAUCCUUCCUCCUCCGGCCACGGUGGGUGGGGGCCCAACGACCGGGGCGUGUCCUACACCUUCGGGGCGGACGUGGUCGAGGCGUUCGUGGAGAGGCACGACCUGGACCUCGUGUGCCGGGCGCACCAGGUGGUGGAGGAUGGCUACGAGUUCUUCUCCGGGAGGAGGAUGGUCACCGUCUUCUCCGCGCCCAACUACUGCGGCGAGUUCGACAACGCCGGCGCCGUCAUGUGCGUCGACGACGACCUCACAUGCUCCUUUCAGAUACUCAAGCCCACGGAUACCAAGAACCGCCGCUUCUCCUUCGGCUUCGGAUCAUCAACAACCGCCCCCUCCAAUAACCGAGGGAUCCGAUCACCGUGGUGCUAAUUAACAUGCUUAACAAUAUAUGACCCAAACA
Messenger RNA from Lolium rigidum, 1021 nucleotides. RefSeq names its product serine/threonine-protein phosphatase PP1 isozyme 2-like. Gene Ontology annotation, molecular function: protein serine/threonine phosphatase activity. Lineage: Eukaryota; Viridiplantae; Streptophyta; Magnoliopsida; Poales; Poaceae. The transcript has 2 exons. Bases 1 to 990 code for a protein of 329 amino acids. The record is from RefSeq and is a predicted model, not a curated record. Gene Ontology annotation, cellular component: cytoplasm; nucleus.